Passer montanus (Eurasian tree sparrow) is the source of this 2005-nucleotide messenger RNA. RefSeq names its product serine/threonine kinase 32A (gene STK32A). The record is from RefSeq and is a predicted model, not a curated record. The transcript has 13 exons. Bases 307 to 1491 code for a protein of 394 amino acids. Lineage: Eukaryota; Metazoa; Chordata; Aves; Passeriformes; Passeridae. Gene Ontology annotation, molecular function: ATP binding; G protein-coupled receptor binding; G protein-coupled receptor kinase activity. Gene Ontology annotation, biological process: regulation of signal transduction; protein phosphorylation; G protein-coupled receptor signaling pathway.
GGACAGGCUCGGGGACACGCACAGGGACACCUCCCUGGCGGCGCGGCGGCCCCGGGGGCGGUGGCGUGUCCGUGGCCAGUGUCGCUGGCGGUGCCGCAGGCUCCUCCCGCCGCACCGGGGCCCGGCCGGUUCUCGGCUGCUCUCCCCCGCCGGCGGUGCCGCCCGGGCCGGCGGUGCCCGCUCCCUGCGAGCCCCAGGAUGCAUCAGCAGGACAUUGCCAAGGUCUGGCAGGACUGACCCACAGAACUGUACCAGAGGAGCAGAACCCAGAGGAGUGGAGAGUGCUGAGCCUGGGCUGAGCACACCAUGGGGGCAAACACCUCCAGCAAGUCACCGCCCUUGGAUGGGAAUGAGGAAGUUACCUUCGACCAUUUUGAGAUUUUGCGAGCUAUUGGGAAGGGCAGCUUUGGAAAAGUCUGCGUGGUGCAAAAGACUGACACCAAGAAGAUGUAUGCCAUGAAAUACAUGAACAAACAGAAGUGUGUGGAGCGUAAUGAAGUGAGAAAUGUUUUCAAGGAGCUGCAGAUUAUGCAGGGCCUGGAACACCCUUUCUUGGUUAAUUUAUGGUACUCAUUCCAGGAUGAAGAGGAUAUGUUCAUGGUGGUCGACCUGCUGCUCGGAGGGGACCUGCGCUACCACCUCCAACAAAACGUGCGGUUCCAGGAGGGAACUGUGAAACUCUUCAUCUGCGAGCUGGUGCUGGCCCUUGACUACUUGCAGAGCAGGCACAUCAUCCACAGAGAUAUCAAGCCCGACAACAUUUUGCUGGAUGAGCACGGACACGUGCACAUCACUGAUUUCAACAUCGCCACGAUGCUGACGAAGGACAGCCCUGUCACCACCAUCGCUGGCACGAAGCCCUACAUGGCACCUGAAAUGUUCAGCUCCACAAAACCCACCAGCUACUCCUUUGCCGUGGACUGGUGGUCUCUGGGAGUCACUGCCUACGAGCUGCUCAGAACUCGGAGGCCGUACCACAUUCGGUCCAACGCUUCCACGACUGAAGCGGCUCAGGUGUUCAGGACAGCUGCCGUGGUGUACCCGGCCGCCUGGCGCCCGGACAUGGUGGCGCUGAUCAGGAAGUUGCUCGAGCUGAACCCCAAGAAACGUUUUUCUCAGCUGAAGGACAUCCAGUCCUUCCCGUACCUGUCUGACGUGAACUGGGAUGCUGUUCUCCAGAAAAGAAUAAUUCCAGAAUUCAUUCCCAUGAAAGGCAGACUGAACUGUGACCCAACCUUUGAACUGGAAGAAAUGAUCCUGGAAUCCAAACCUCUUCACAAAAAAAAAAAGCGCUUGGCUAAGAAGGAGAAAGACACAAGCAGAAGCAAUUCAUCCCAGGCCAGCCACCUUCAGAAGCACCUGGAAAUACUCCAGAGGGACUUCAUUGUUUUCAACAGAGAAAAGGUAAGACCCCACCAUGACAGCAUCCAAGAGACCAUGACAAAAAGUGGAGGCCCACACAAGGAGGACAAUCAGAACAACAACCUCUGAGAACAGCUCAGCCCCUGCAGGGGACCUCCUCAUGGGACUGGGGCUCACCCACCCAUGCACCUCCACAACAUCAGGCUGUAGACUUGUCCUCUGCUGCUGGGACCCUGCCACUAGCCCAGGGCACAGAGGAGAGCUGGGGCACCCCCUCCCUCAGCUUUCCCCCCACAGCCAGAGGGUCCCGAGCACGGGGGAGAGGCUGUGGGGGCUGCCUUGGAAUUGGCCACAGUUGGUGAGACUCAGAUCCUGCUAUGUUGCCUUUCCUGGGGCAGGAGGCUGGAGAUGAGCUCCUUCCUUAGCUGGGAGGAGGCAGCAAAGCUGUUCUGCCCAUUCAGUGCUCUCUCUAUGUACCCAGCAGGGCUGGCAUGGUGGGUGGCCAUGUGGACAGAUGUGGACUGUGACAACUAGGUGAUGGUGAAUCCAGGUGCUUUGUAGUGCUUUACCAAUCUAGCCUGAAAAAUGCAUUCACCAUCAUGUUAAAACUGCUGCAGCUCACUGAAUCUGGUGGGGUUUGGCU